UCAAAGAACUACCUCCCAAAACCCUAAUCUCUUUCUCUCUCAAUCUCGUCUACCUCUCUCUCCAAAGGCUUAGGCCAUUCUUGCUGUUCUUCCCCAUAUUCUUCUUCCAAACCCUAAUUUCUAUUCUCAAUCCCUAAAUCUCUUUCUAUCUUUCCGAUUACGUCAAUCUUUAGAAACCCUAAUCAGCGGGUUUCUAACAGACAUGCUAUUUGCUUUUCAAUUCCUUGAUAUGGACGAUAGGAAUAAAGUCUGUUACGAAGGACCCUGAUACUAUGAGAAUUCACUUAUUCUGUUCAAGGCAAGCACAACUAUCCAAAAGCCAAAGCCUGAGGACCUACAUAUGAUUGAUUUAUGGAUUAGAGUUGAAGGUUUACCAGUAGAAUUAAGAACACAAAAGAUGGCAGAGAAGAUUGCUACAAGAUUUGGGGGCUUGAUUGGUUUGAUAAUGGAGCUGGAACGAUGUGGGAUGAUUAUAUGCGCUUGAGGGUGUAUCUCUUGAUAAAUAACCCCCUCAAGAAAAAGAUUAAACUGAACAUAUCGGGGAAUUUAGUGGAAUAUCCAAUAAAGUACGAGAAGCUGCCCAUGUUUUGCUACUCAUGUGGGCGAAUUGGGCAUCCCAAAUUGAAAUACAAGAUGGAGCCGAAGCCUGAAGUGGAUCCUUUUGGAUACGAGCUAAGGGUGGCAGCCCCUGGACCCAAAAAUUGGCUAUCCUACACGGCUAAGAAGGGAGAUGCUGAAGUUUGGGCUGCCUUGAGGCAGAAGUUUGAAAUGGAGAGCAUUGGCUCUAAUUCAAAUCACGAUAUGGCUCUGGAAUAUGAGUAAACCCUUUAGCCACCAUUCUGGCUUUAUGUCAUUCCAAUGAACUAUCAACAUUAAACUUUGAUGCAUACAUCCAUAUGUUGCCUAUAAUUUUCUUAUUUGGUAGUCUAGGCACAAUGUCCCAAGUCCGGUUAGCUUUAUGUGCUUCCAAUUCUAAAUCCAUAGCCCUUAUCCAGCGUUUAUUUUUAACUGCUUCUUCAAAUGAGUUGGGAAUGCUUGCAGAAUCAAUGGCCAUAACAUACUUUCUAUAUCCUGGAGAUAGUUGAUCAUAUGACACGCAAGCAACCAUCAGAUAUAUUGGUUUAACCUUAGUGGUUCCUAGGUGCAUAACAUAAUCAUCAUCCUUUACUGGUUUAACAAGAUUCCUAGAUGGUUUUCUGAGUGCAAUUGGUAAAGAAGUAGAUUGUGGUGAGGGAGGUACUAGAAUAGAAUGUAUGCAGUUUU
Linum trigynum is the source of this 1263-nucleotide messenger RNA. The record is from the annotation of a GenBank genome assembly. NCBI's taxonomy places the organism in Eukaryota, Viridiplantae, Streptophyta, Magnoliopsida, Malpighiales, Linaceae.